Molecule: messenger RNA, 474 nt
Organism: Lathyrus oleraceus (garden pea)
Lineage: Eukaryota; Viridiplantae; Streptophyta; Magnoliopsida; Fabales; Fabaceae
Exons: 1
Coding region: 1-474 (157 amino acids)
Source: RefSeq, a predicted model, not a curated record
AUGACUACCACUACUGAUUCCUCCAACAAUAACUAUUCCUCACCCUCCAGCAGUCAUACCGACCAUCCUCCUCCACCACCCACACCUAUGCUGAAUCACAUUGCUCUUGUUAUCCCAAAUAUUACUAUUUUUACUAAGAUUACUCUGAGAAUUGAAAAAGGCAUGUAUAACACAUGGUCAGAGCUUUUCAAAAUUCAUGCUCAAGUUUUUCAAGUGAUUAACCAUAUCAUUCCCUCUAAAUCAGCCGCAAAUCCCUCUCUCAAAACUAUUGAUCCACAAUUAUGGCUUAGUCUUGACACAUUCCUUUUGCAUUUGAUAUAUGGAACAAUCUCUGAUGAUCUGCUCAACACUAUCACUGAACGUAAUUCCACCACUGAAAUCCCUUGGAAUCUCUUAUUCGAUAUCUUUUAUGAUAACAAGAAUUCCAGAGCUCUCUACCUAGAGCAAGAAUUUUUGCGAACUCAUACGGAGUAA